GUGUCGGCGCUGCGAUCUGAGAUUGCAACAGCGGUUAUUGCGGUGAAGUAGAAAUGCUCGCUGAUCGGAUUACACGGCAUCUCGGGAACCCCCGCCACGGCCUGUGGGGCUGGAUACUAAAAAUGUUUUUUGAGCGGAAUAACAGAUUUCUGGAGGCGGGUGCUGUGAAGUUGUGUAACAUCCAGCCUGGGAAUGUGGUGCUGGAACUAGGCUUCGGACCGGGUCUAGGCCUGCAGGAAGCUGCCCGCCGCCUUACGCACCCUCCGGGCAAACUGUACGGCUUGGAUAUCUCGGAGUACAUGCAUGAUGUGGCCAGCGAGAGGAUGCGGGCAGAGAUACAGACGGGCAAGGUGAAACUGUUCGUGGGUAGCGUAGAGCAGAUCCCUCUGGAGGACGGAGUGGUAGACAGGGUUUACCACUGCAACUGUUACUACUUCUGGCCUGACCUGCGAGUUGGGAGUAGGGAGAUCCGGAGAGUGAUGAAGCCAGAUGUUCUUGACAAUGAACUUGCUUCAAAGGCACCCAACAAGCCCGACUAUUUCCUCCUUUUGCACUGGGCAGGGGCGCUGAUGGUCACAGCCUUGCAUCUGGAGCUCGUGCAGAAGAUGGUUGCCGCUGGACUACUGAAGGGGACAAAGUGGCAACCUGAGCCAUACAUGGAGGCUCUCCUCGAGUGCGGAUUUGUUGACGUGCGGAUGGAGGAUCACCAGAUCAAUGGAGAAAUGUUUCAGGCCAUCUUCGCUGCAGCCAAGGAGGCAUGAAUGAGCUGACCACUGAGCCAUUCUAUCACAGUAGCCCGAUGCUCUUGGCUGACUUUUUUUACCAGAGUGAGGCAUUUUAAUAAAUUAAAGUUGAUUAAUAUUUUAUAAUAUUAUUAAAAAUUUAAUAUGUGCGGCAGAAUUUUACUGGUUGUGCUGUGAAGAAGUCUCCCAUUCUUUACCCCGAGCAGCUGGCAGAAAAUAAGUAGUUUGCUUCCUCUCUCUGAACCCACUGAGGAGAUUGCAUGGUUAUGCUGCACCAGGCAUUCUUGAGCAACAUUGUCACAAAAAAAACUUGUGGACCAAAGAGAAUUAAGGUGUCCUGUAUUUGUUUUUCAUGGUGUCCACUUUGAUCCCAGCAAACUGGGAACUCAAAAACAGACAAAACGCUGGAGGAACUUGGCAGGUUAGGCAGCGUCUAUGGUGGGAAUUGGACAGUCAAGGCUUUGGGUCAUCUGAACUGGUCUGGAAGGAUGCUGCCCUACCUGCAGAGUCCCACCAGCGUGUUCUGUGUUGCUGCAGAUUUGUGAAUCUGCAGUCUCUUGUGCCUCCAAAUGGGAUGUCAGACACAUUAAGUUAUCAAUGGCUUUCUGAAAGCCAGAAACAUUUUCCUCAUGACAGAGAGAGAAAUCUUCUAAAGAAUCAGCAGAGCUAACAUUAACACAAAGAAGGGCAGUACAUAAGAACAUAAGAGAUAGGAGCAAGAGUAGGCCAAUCGGCCCCUCAAGCCUGCUCCGCCAUUCAACAAGAUCGUGGCUGAUCCAAUCUUAACUCUAGUUUUCACCGAAUCCCACAAGGCAACAGUGCCAACCAACAGGGCACCAUGCCACCCAUUUUAUUUUAUUAUUCAUCCCGCCCAAACCCAUGUGAUCACCCGGGGGAAAAAAAGUGAUUUGCCAAUUGAGGAGAAAAAAUCUGGAAAAUUCCUCUCAGACCCAUCCAGGCUAUCGAAAACUGGCCCAGGAGAUCACAUGGCUGAUCUAAACCUGGCCUCAUGUCCACUUACCUGCUCGCUCACCGUAUCCCCAAUGCCAUUUUUAUCCAGGAAAAUGUCUAUCUCCGUUUUGAAUUUAUUGAGUGUAGUAGCUUCCACAGCUCUCUGGGGCAGUAAAUUCCACAGCCCCACUACCCUCUGAGUGAAGAAAUUGCUCCUCAUCUCAGUCCUGGAACAGCAUCCCCUUAUUUUAAGAUUAUGCCCCCUAGUCCUAGUUUCACCCAUCAUUGGGAACAUUCUCCCCGCAUCCACCCGAUCAAGCCCCUUCACAGUCUUAUAUGUUUCAAUAAGAUCGCCUCUCAUUCUUCGGAACUCCAAUGAGUAGAGUCCCAAUCUACUCAACCUCUCAUCAACCCAUCCAUCCCCGGAAUUAACCUAAUGAACCUUCUCUGCACUGCCUCGAGAGCCAGUAUGUCCUUUCUUAAAUAUGGACACCAGAACUGCAUGCAGUACUCCAGGUGUGGUCUCACCAAUACCCGAUACAACUGCAGUAAGACCUCCCUGUUCUUAUACUCCAUCCCCCUAGCAAUAAAAGCCAGCAUUCCAUUGGCCUUCUUGACCACCUGCUGCACUUGCAUACUAACUUUUUGUGUUUCCUGCACCAGGACCCCCAGAUCCCUUUGCACAGAAGCACUUUCCAGUUUCUCUCCAUUUAGAUAGUAACUUGCUCUAUUAUUUUUCCUGCCAAAGUGCAAGACCUCACACUUGUCAAUAUUAUAUUUCAUCUGCCAAAUGUCUGCCCAAUCACUCAGCCUAUCUAUGUCCCCCUGCAGGGUUUCAAUGUCCUCCGCACUCAUUACACUCCCUCCCAUCUUUGUGUCAUCAGCAAACUUCGAUACGUUGCACUUAGUCCCUUUCUCCAAAUCAUUAAUAUAGAUUGUAAAGAGUUGGGGUCCCAACACCGACCCCUGCGGAACACCACUAGUCACCAACUGCCAGUCUGAGAAUAAACCAUUUAUCCCAACUCUUUGUUUUCUGUUAGAAAGCCAAUCCUCCACCCAUGCCAGAAUAUUAUCACCAAUCCCAUGAUUUUUUACUUUAAGUAAUAAUCUUUGGUGUGGCACCUUGUCAAGUGCCUUUUUGAAGUCCAAAUACACCACAUCCAUUGGUUCCCCUUUAUCUACCCUAUAUGUUAUGUCCUCAAAGAACUCCAACAAAUUUGUCAAACAUGACUUCCCUUUUGUAAAGCCAUGCUGACUUUGUCCUAUUAAGCUAUGUUAAUCCAAAUGCCCUGUUACUGUUUCCUAAAUUAUCGAUUCCAACAUUUUGCCAACCACAGAUGUUAGGCUAACUGGCCUAUAAUUCCCAGCCUUCUGUCUAUUGCCCUUUUUAAAUAAAGGAGUUACAUUAGCAUUUUUCCAAUCUGCCGGGACCAUUGCCGAGUCCAGCGAGUUUUGAAAAAUUAUCACUAAUGCAUCCACAAUCCCGACUGCCACUUCCCUUAAGACCCUAGGAUGCAAGCCACCCGGUCCAGGGGAUUUAUCCACCUUCAGUCCCAUUAAUUUAUCAAGUACCAUUUCCUUGGUGAUUUGAAUCGUAGUUAGCUUCUCUCCCCCUAGAGCCCCCUGUUUAUCCAGUGUUGGGAUAUUUUGAGUGUCCUCUACUGUAAAAACUGAUACAAAAUAUUUGUUCAGCGUUUCCGCCAUCUCCAUGUCCCCUACCAUUAAUUCCCCAGUCUCAUCUUCUAGGGGACCAACAUUUACUUUAGCCACCUUUUUUCUUUUUAUGUAACUAUAAAAACUCUUACUAUCUGCUUUAAUGUUUUUCGCCAAUUUACUUUCAUAAUCUAUCUUCCCCUUCUUAAUCAAUCUUUUUGUUAUUUGCUGCUGAUCUUUAAAAGAUUCUUGAUCUUCAAUCUUCCCACUAGAUUUAGCUACCUUAUAUAACUUUCUUUUUAGUCGUAUACUUUGCUUUAUUUCUUUACUUAGCCACGGAUAACUAUUUUUUCUUUUACACCUUUUUUCUUCAGUGGAAUAUAUUUUUCUUGAUAGUUGUAAAAUAACUCCUUAAAUAUACACCACAGAUCAAGUACCGAUCUACCCUUUAAUCUAUUUUCCCAAUCCAUCUUAAGCAAUUCCGCUCUCAUACCAUCAUAGUCUCCUUUAUUUAAGCUCAGUAUGCUUGUUUGAGAUCCAACCCUCUCAUCCUCUAAUUGAAUAUGGAAUUCGACCAUGUUAUGGUCACUCAUUCCAAGGGGAUCCUUUACUAGGACAUUUUUUAUUAGUCCUGUCUUAUUACACAGGACCAGAUCUAAGACUGCUUGCCCCCUUGUCGGCUCAGUAAUGUAUUGUUCAAGGAACCCAUCCCGAAUACACUCAAUAAACUCUUCUUCAAGGCUGCCAUGUCCGACUUGAUUAGUCCAAUCAAUAUGAAAGUUAAAACCCCCAUAAUUAUAGCUGUUCCCUUAUUACAAGCCCCAACUAUUUCCUGAUUUAUGCUCCAACCAACUGAGUUACAGCUGUUUGGAGGCCUAUAGACUACUCCCGCCACUGCUUUUUUCCCAUUACUAUUUCGUAUUUAUACCCAAUUUGUUUCGUUACAGAGGGUAUUUUCCAGUUUGCAAUCACCAGUUCAUCCUGGAACGUAACAGCCCACUGCUAACACAUCCAGGCCAAUGUAAAAACUCCUUAAUAAAGUUACUAAUAAUUUCACCCAGUAUAAUUAAAAUAUUUUGUGAGGUCUCACUUACAAUCAAAAUGCAUUAAACUGAAUGGCAGGUGGCAGUAGGUCUCCACUAGCCCUUGGAUAAGGUGUAGCACCUGCUUAGCCUCCCUCCCCACCCCACCCUGUUCAGGUUCACAUGAACCCAUAGGAGCAGGUGGUGGAUGGUUGUAUGGCAGCUGGUGCAUGUCACAUCCUUGUUAUGCAACCACUGAUGUCAGGUAGAUAAUCCCUGAAAAGCUCAGGCUACCCGACUUGUACAGACACUGCCUAGAAGAAGGCAACGGCACAUCACUUCUGUAGAAACAUUUGCCGAGAACAAUCAUGGUCAAGAGGCCAUGAAUGCCUGUGUCAUACAGUGUAGCAUAUAAUGGUGAGUUAAAGCGAAGCAUGGAGUAUGUUGCUUUAAAGUUCAACUGCCUAGACUGGUGUUAGCCCUGCCCGAGAAUGAUUCCCGCCACACACUCGAGUUGACUAACCAAUGAACCCAUGAAGCUCCCAGUCCACGGGCUUAUCCUGGUGCCCAAGUAUCUCUCCUACUCACUGGGUUUAAUAAAAUUGAUCUUACUUCUCUUACAGAGAAAAUUAUGUAUAGUAAUUAGCAAAUAAUUUUUUUUCUUUCAAAAGAAACCACAUUGUUAUUGAUGUUAACCUUAAUGCUUGUGAUCUUAUGAAACCUUUCUGGGACUAGUUCUUUGACCUACCCUUGUAAGCAAUCACUCUCAUGGACUAGCAACAACAAAACGAAGGGCAGUUCAGAAGGUAUUUUCUGUGCUUUUAACACCCACACCCAAACCUUAUCUAAAGAAUGCAAUGAAAUGUCAAUAUUGAUGUUGAAUAAAUUAGGGCACAAUGGAUCCCCCUGCUUAAGUCCAACCCACUUAAGAUAGGGACGGUUCAGUCUCAGUCAGUUUGCUGUUUUCAAUAAAAGUAAUCAGGUUAAGAAAGAGAUCAAAUAAAAGAUGGAUAUCAACUUGUGCCUCCACUUCCCCUUCCCAGCCUUCCAAAAACUUUGAAAAUAAGCUUGAGACCUGCAGAGUCAAAAUACUUUGCUGAACCGAUAAACUCAAUGGCCAGUCUUUGUUAUUUCUCUUAUUGUUCUUGUUAUUAAAUUAUUUUAAAAUGCUUUGGAAAUCAGCCUACAAGAAAAUGUUUGCAAACCCCUCUUUACGUGUAAUUUUUCAUAAAGUCAUUAUUUUACUGUAAAUGCCUGCAAAGCAAUGUAUCUCAGGGCAGUAUACAGUAGCAUAGAUACUGUACGUACUUUGAUAAUAAAUUUACUUUAAACUUUGA
Molecule: messenger RNA, 5706 nt
Organism: Hypanus sabinus (Atlantic stingray)
Lineage: Eukaryota; Metazoa; Chordata; Chondrichthyes; Myliobatiformes; Dasyatidae
Product: arsenite methyltransferase-like
Exons: 2
Coding region: 54-761 (235 amino acids)
Biological process (GO): sterol biosynthetic process
Cellular component (GO): endoplasmic reticulum
Molecular function (GO): sterol 24-C-methyltransferase activity
Source: RefSeq, a predicted model, not a curated record